UAUUCUGUUUACUCUGUGGUUAAAAAUAAAAACAAUGAUACCAACUUUUCAAUAUCCCGCCGCAACGCAAAAUACGAUAAAUUUAUUACAGAAUUAAUAAAUGAAAAAGGUGUGAUAUUUAAAUUAUGACGGAGUUAUACAGUUAUAAACGGUAUGAGAAAUCAUUGGGGCUACUUACUACAAGAUUUGUGUCGCUUCUUCAAAAGGCAAAAGAUGGUGUUUUGGAUUUAAAAGUCGCCACUGAUUUACUAGCUGUUAGGCAAAAAAGAAGAAUAUACGAUAUAACAAAUGUUUUAGAAGGAAUUGGUCUAAUUGAGAAGCGUAGUAAAAACAGUAUACAAUGGAAAGGAGCAAGCCCCGAUUGUAAUACAACAGAGAUUGGCACGAGGGUGAUCAGAUUAAGAAAAGAAAUAAAUAUGCUAGAUGAACACGAGCAAUUAUUAGACAAACAAAUGCAUUGGAUAGAGCAAAGUAUUAAGAAUGUGAUAGACAAUACAGACAAUGAAACAUUGACAUAUGUGACAGAAAAUGAUAUUAAGGAGUGUUUUGAGGAUGACCAAAUUUUUGUUUUGGAAGCACCCCUUGGAGCUGAUCUGGCUGUUGGACAUUUAUCUAGCAAAGAACCAGGAAAGGAUCAUAAAUAUUUUUUACAUGUUAAAUCAUCCAAUCCUGUGGGAGUGAUUUUAUUGUGUGAUGUAGAAAAAGAACCGGUAAUUGAAGAUGAAGAUAUGGAUGAAGAAGUUCAAAGUUAUACAGAUGGAGCUGAAAGUAUACUGAAAUGCCCCAAUUAUCUCCUAAGAUUAAGUCCACCAGUUACGAAGCAAGAUUUUUCGUUUUCAUUGCGUGGGUCAGAAGGUUUGUGCGAUCUCUUUGAUAUUCCUUGUUAGACAUAAAGAAAUCAUGUUUAUUUUUGACAUACAUUUUAUAUUAUAUUAGAGACAUUUUUACAUUAUUUUUGAUCAAAUCAAGUUCAUUUACUUUUUUCCAGUUUUGAUAUUGUAAAUAAAUGUUGUAUAUAAUAAAUACAAAAAGAUUAAUCAAAUCUUGUAUAGAAUAAUACUUAUAAGAGGACUUAAGGAGUUGUACUAAAUCAAAAUGAAUAAAUUUUUUAAUUAAAAA
Molecule: messenger RNA, 1119 nt
Organism: Pararge aegeria (speckled wood butterfly)
Lineage: Eukaryota; Metazoa; Arthropoda; Insecta; Lepidoptera; Nymphalidae
Product: transcription factor E2F4-like
Exons: 7
Coding region: 126-887 (253 amino acids)
Biological process (GO): regulation of transcription by RNA polymerase II
Cellular component (GO): RNA polymerase II transcription regulator complex
Molecular function (GO): DNA-binding transcription factor activity, RNA polymerase II-specific; RNA polymerase II cis-regulatory region sequence-specific DNA binding; protein dimerization activity
Source: RefSeq, a predicted model, not a curated record